CGCUCCCGGUCAGCGGCGGCGCGGGAGGGGUCUCGACCCAUCCCCGCCCGUGCCCCGGCCCAUGUCCCGGCCCCCGCCGCCGCCGCCGCCCGGCUCCCCGCGGCGCUUCGGGGCGCUCAGCACCGCGCAGCUCCGCACCCUGCUGCAGGACGAGUCCCGGCUGCAGCGCGCUGCUCGCCUCACCAGGAAGUUUCAGAGUCUGCAGCUGGAGCGGGAGAUGUGUUUGGCUUCAAACUGCACCCUGGCCAGGGUGAACCUGUCCCUGCGCCCGCGCCUGGAGGAUGGGAAGGCUUCCCUAGCCAUCAAGUACCAGGAGCUGCGGGAGAUCCGAGAGGCCUGCUGGGACAAGCAGCAGCGCCUGGAGACACACCUGGAGAAGUGGAGCUUGCAGAGCGCCGUGGACCAGAUCCAAGCCAAGCUUGAUGCUUCUGAGGCAGAGUCAGAGGCACAGAUAUUUCAGUUCCUGGCCCAGGACCUGCCCCUUGAUUCCUUUCUGGAGUCCUUCUGCCAGAGCCGUACACGCUCCCAUAUCUGCCGGACACAGCUGGAGAAACUGCAGGAGCUGCUGCAGAAGGACCAGGUGGGCAGGGACUCCGCGGGCCCCUCAGGGCACCCAGGUGCCCAGGCUAGCCCAGCACCAGCCCGUCUCGCCCCGUUGCGGAGUGGAGUAGCCCCCAAAGCCUUCGAUCUCUCCUAUGGCUUUGUGCCUGCCUUUCUCAUCCCUUCGGAGGCCGUUGUGCCCUUUGCCAUGCCGGCUGCACCUCCCAAACACCAUCUCCCAGCCCUGGAACACCCGCCAGCAUCUCCCAGCUCGGAGCUGCCCAGCCCGGGCUCGCCCCUCCGCCUCGGCGAACACGCCAGCCCUGCCGCCCCGCUCAGCCCCCAGCUUGUCCGCAGGCAGCAGCGGCCGCAGCACCAGGAGCAAGAGGCUCCGCACCGGUAGCAGGGCAGGGACAGGGAUAUCCCCUCUGGUCCUUGGGGCUGUGCAGGGCUCCCCUGUCUAGAAAGCAUGCGGGGUGGGGGUGUGGGGGAGGCACAGCUCCAAGGGGCUGUGGUGUCUGUGGGGCAGACACAGGGGGUGGGUGCUUACAGGAGAGUGGAGGUGCAUGGUCAGGGGUGGGAUAGGGUGGGUGCUGUGGCUGGGCAGUGGGUGUCCUGCACUUGGGGAGCUGCUGGGGGGAGGUCUCUGCAUCCACAGCAAGAGGAAUAGUGAGAGGAGGGCCAGGGGGGUGGUUUGUAGGGUUGUCAGUGGGCGCGGUUGGGUGGGACAUAGCAGGGAAGAGAGCCCAGGAGCACCGAGUGCCACAUGUGUUCUAAAUAAAGGCUCUUCCAUGCUUGCUGUUA
Pogoniulus pusillus (Red-fronted tinkerbird) is the source of this 1344-nucleotide messenger RNA. It is a transcript of the gene VPS37D, whose product is annotated as VPS37D subunit of ESCRT-I. Gene Ontology annotation, biological process: ubiquitin-dependent protein catabolic process via the multivesicular body sorting pathway; protein targeting to vacuole; protein targeting to membrane. Lineage: Eukaryota; Metazoa; Chordata; Aves; Piciformes; Lybiidae. Bases 62 to 943 code for a protein of 293 amino acids. The record is from RefSeq and is a predicted model, not a curated record. Gene Ontology annotation, cellular component: ESCRT I complex. The transcript has 4 exons.